This is a messenger RNA of Durotheca rogersii, 1017 nucleotides long. RefSeq lists its product as uncharacterized. Gene Ontology annotation, biological process: regulation of transcription by RNA polymerase II. The transcript has 7 exons. The coding region runs from base 1 to 1017 and encodes 338 amino acids. Gene Ontology annotation, molecular function: DNA-binding transcription factor activity, RNA polymerase II-specific; zinc ion binding. Lineage: Eukaryota; Fungi; Ascomycota; Sordariomycetes; Xylariales; Xylariaceae. The record is from RefSeq and is a predicted model, not a curated record.
AUGGGCCGCGAAAGCCUUGGCUUAACGAAUGCUUGGAAUGGCCUGGGGGCCGGACUCGCUCCGGCUACGAAUACGAGAUGUACGAGACCGAAGCUCCCGUCGCUUGGCAAAUUUACAUCCCCUAAGCCUAUCCGACGGCCGUAUCCGAAGACUCGGACUGGAUGCCGAGUAUGUAAAUCCAGAAAGGUUAAGUGCGACGAGACCCGGCCGUCCUGCCGGAACUGUAUAAGGCGCGGUAUUAGUUGCGAUUUUAACGCCUUAGCCUCUUCUCUUAACUACCAAUGCCCUUCGAGCGGUUGGUUUAGCGCUCUCGACAUGGAACUACUCUACUAUUUUACCACUUUAACGUGCUUUACCUUCUUGGCCGAACCUACGGUUCGUAACUUUUGGCGCUGGAAAGAUCUACUUAUCGAGCAGGCGAUGAUCCACUAUAACGCGUCGUCGUCCCUAGUACUACCCGUCCUUAAUAACAUAUCCUCCGAAGAGUCGGUGCUAAUUUUCGUAUUUAGUAUGGGCAUGCGGAGCGUCAUCCACUUCAACGGCAGCGCCGUACACUCGAUGCUUUCCACGGGCCUCAUCUUCGACUCGGGCAGGCAGAUGAACGAAAUGUGGGAGGCUAACAUUCCGCCCAUAUACGAAGGGCUUAAGGAACUCGAGAACAACGUCGUGUUCUACGUCAAGGACUCGCAGAAGCUGGAGGCGCUGGUGCACGGAAUAGACACCCUGAAGCGGAGCUACGCCUUCUAUAGCAGCAGCUUCUCCGACGACCAGCGAGUGAGGGCCGCGUUCAUGUGGCUGUUUAAACUAGACGACUGCUUUGUCGACCUGCUCAAGACCCGAGAUAACGAGGCACUGUGCGUGCUCGCCUUCUUCUGCGUCUUAUUCCAGCGCCUAGACUACAACUGGUGGAUUGAGGGCUGGGGUACUUACCUGAUCGCAUGGAUAUACUCCGUCCUGGACGAAGGAUAUCGGUUAUGGAUUCGAUGGCCAAUAGAGGAAAUCGGCUGGGCGCCGUAG